Messenger RNA from Penicillium mononematosum, 1470 nucleotides. Its product is annotated as oleate hydratase. Gene Ontology annotation, molecular function: FAD binding; oleate hydratase activity. Gene Ontology annotation, biological process: fatty acid metabolic process. NCBI's taxonomy places the organism in Eukaryota, Fungi, Ascomycota, Eurotiomycetes, Eurotiales, Aspergillaceae. The transcript is spliced from 3 exons. The record is from RefSeq and is a predicted model, not a curated record. The coding region runs from base 1 to 1470 and encodes 489 amino acids.
AUGGCACACCAACAAUCCAAGAGACGCGAUCCAAACGAUCUUGAUGCCUGGAUCCUGGGAAGUGGGAUUGGCUCUCUGACAACGGCAGUACAUCUCAUCCAAGAGGCUAAUGUUCCGCCAUCACGAAUUCACAUCCUCGAGGCAUUGGAGUUUGCUGGAGGGGGGACUGCAACCUGCGGUGAUCCGGUCAAUGGUUAUCACUAUCGCGCUGGUGUCAUGCCUAUAUUCAUUGACGCUUGGAUGGAGCGGCUCUUUUCACUCGUACCAUUAAAGGCGGACCGGACGAAGACCGUCAUGGACAUGAUGGAAACCAACCGCUCAAAACCGCCUACCGAAAAGCUCCAUACUAGGUUCCUCGCACGGAAGUCUUGGGGCGUAGAACGGAUCAACACUAAAGACAUCAGGCUAGGGCUUAGAGACCACAUGGAUCUGCUCAGGUUGGGUUUCAAAUCGGAGAGGAGUCUAGGGCGAUCUCGCAUUAGUGAUUACUUCCACCAAAGCUUCUUCCAGAGCGAUUACUGGCUGUUACUAGCUACAACGUUCGGCUUCCAGCCGUGGCACAGCCUUGUGGAAUUCCGUCGAUAUACACAGCACUUCAGGAACGGCACCCACGGACUGGAUCGUGCGUGCCAACUUGAUGUCAGCCGCUACAACGCCCACGAAUCCGUUAUCGCCCCACUAGCUGAUUUCCUACUGUCUCGCGGCGUUGACUUUCGCUUCCGCACGACUGUGACUGAUAUCAUUUUUGAGCCGUCGCACCAACAGGUAUCCACCAUCUGUGCGGUCCCAGAAAACGAACCAGCGACAACAAUCGAAGUCAGGCCGCAGGACAUUGUUAUCGUAUCAGUAGGCUCAGUGAUAUCCGGCGCGACGACCGGGACGAACGAAUCUCCGCCAUCGCUGGAGCUGAUGGAGUGCGAUAAGAACCUGGAUGACAACUGGCUCCUGUGGCUGGAGCUAUCGUCAAAAGAUUCGAAAUUUGGCAACCCAUAUAACUUCUGCACUCGGGUAGGUGAAUCCCGGCAGGAAUCAUUCACCGUGACGCUCAAGAACAACACACAAUUCUUCGAGCGCUUCCCUGCCGCGACAGCCUAUGUUCCCGACCAGCCCGUCGACGUGCAGGUUUUCUGGGGCUACGCGGCCUUCCCAGAGAAGGAAGGCGACUAUGUCAAGAAGCCGAUGCUCAAGUGCUCCGGCGAGGAAAUAAUGACUGAGAUUCUGCACCAGCUACAAUUUCCUAUCGAGGGGAUCCUCCAGGGAUCGAUCACCAUCCCCUGUUUGAUGCCUCGGAAGUCGGCACCCUUGUUGCGGCGGGACGGUUGUGACCGGCCCCUGGUCGUUCCAGACGGGAUGAGGAACAUGGCCAUGAUCGGGCACUUCGUCGAGAUUCCGAAUGAGAUACCUGUUAGUAUGGACUAUUGCGUACGCGGGGCACAGAUGGCGAUAAAUCAUCUGAUGGGAUUGGGCUAG